Rotaria socialis is the source of this 525-nucleotide messenger RNA. NCBI's taxonomy places the organism in Eukaryota, Metazoa, Rotifera, Eurotatoria, Philodinida, Philodinidae. The record is from the annotation of a GenBank genome assembly.
AUGUGGAGUGAUCCUGUUCAUCAAGUUUCUUAUCUGGGUAUUGUGACCACGUUCGUCAAUGAUCAAUUCGAAUAUCGAUCGUAUCAUCUUUGCUGUUGUCCAUUUGAAGAGGAAGACAAAACUUCCAAAAGUAUCACUUCACCACUGCAAAAAAAGAUUAAACGAUUUGGUGUUGACGAUAUCUCGUUUGUUAAAUUCGCAAGCGAUCGUGGCCCUAAUUUUGUUAAAGCAUUGAAGAAUUAUACUUCUUAUUUUUGUUUUGGACAGCGACUGAACGAUAUUCUCGUGAUGUGCUUCUAUCAGAAUGAGCCAAUCAAGGUCCAAAUACGCUCUUCUACCGGUUCCAUGAAUGGAAAUAUAUUUAGUUCAAAGGACUUCAUUGAUAGUUCAAUUGCAGGUGAUGAUAUAGCGUUUGUUGAAAUAUCAAAGACCAAUGUCAAGGAUCUUCCUAAUUUUGCACGUGAGGUUUUGAAAACAUUGAAUAAUUGUAAAGAUAUAGUCAAAUACGUUAAAUUAGUAAGUUAA